Chelmon rostratus (copperband butterflyfish) is the source of this 1826-nucleotide messenger RNA. It is a transcript of the gene polr2m, whose product is annotated as RNA polymerase II subunit M. Bases 224 to 1291 code for a protein of 355 amino acids. Gene Ontology annotation, biological process: intracellular signal transduction; transcription elongation by RNA polymerase II. Gene Ontology annotation, molecular function: transcription elongation factor activity. Gene Ontology annotation, cellular component: intracellular anatomical structure; nucleus. The record is from RefSeq and is a predicted model, not a curated record. The transcript is spliced from 4 exons. NCBI's taxonomy places the organism in Eukaryota, Metazoa, Chordata, Actinopteri, Chaetodontiformes, Chaetodontidae.
CCCCACUUUGAAAUGUUGUUUGGUGUUGAAGAAAUGAGCCUGCCGCCUUUAGAAGUUUCUAGAGCUCUCUAACCAUUAAAGAGUCCGUUAACAGAUGGCGGUUUGAGCAGAUUAACGUAUGAUUAGAGUCUGUGUCUAGCGUUUUUAAGUUACAAUGUUAAACCGAGACGUUAUCUCGUGCUGUUAGUGAAUGGCUGUAGCUAGCUGUCAGUAGCUAACAGUGAUGUCCUCGUCGUGGACAGAGCGCCAGGGACAGGUGGGAGACCUGAGAAACCAGAGCAAAGAGGAACUCCAAGAACUGCUCCUGCGACAGGAGAAGAUACUCUCUAACAACCGGUUAGUACAGACUCUUCCUGACAAGGGGAAAAAAAUAAGAGAAUUUGUGGAGAAAGUGCGCCUUGCCAUUGAACACCAUGAUGAAGAGCAGAGGAGACAGAGCUUGGUUUCUGCUGCCAGGACAGAGUUACAUUCCAAGUACCAGCAGGCUUUCACGAUGCAACAACAUGCUGCACUCAGCACACCAGCAGCCUCACACCAGAACAGGCAGCGUGAGGCUGCUGCAGGCGAUGCGAUGCAAGAGAAGGAGACCUCACCUGCCUCAGCCAACGUGAAGGAAAACAACGAGCAACAGGACCAGUUCGUCUCCACAGCAGCUGCUGAUGAAACCAUGGAGACGGCUGCUGCCGGGGCCUCUCUGAACUAUGAUCAGAGAAAAGAGGGUGACCUUGUGGAGGCCUUGGAAAGGGUCAGACUGUCUGAAACUAGUACUGGUUUCAGUAGCGGGUCCAAAGACCCAUUAAACAGCACAGCAAGAGACAAUUACUUUCUCAGAAAGCAGAUGCCCAAAAAGACUCACUAUGUAACUGUCCUGGAAAAAACAGAGAAGACUUCAGCUCCCAGGAAGCAAAAAUUCAAACCAAAUCAACUGCCCCACAAAAGUGACACCUCUCCCUCAGGUUCCUCCUCCCCAAGUCAGUCUUCUGAAGGCUCUUCACCGCUCUCUGCACAGGCCAGGAGGGAGCGGGACAGAAAACACCUGGAUGACAUCACUGCAGCCAAACUCCCUCCUCUUCAUCACAAUCCGGCCCAGCUUCUGUCUCUUGAUGAGUCAGCCGCCCUCCUGAAGGAGCAAACCAAGAAACAGCUCGAGCUGCAGGCCAAGCUGGCAGCCCAGAAACUGUCUGAGGGAUUGAAGAUUUCUAUGGGGAGCUACACUCCUGACGGUGGCCCCAUGGCUGCCUACAGAGAGGUUCACGAUGAAGGAGCCCAACUCUCCUCAGAGGAAGACUGAUCCUGGAAGGCCAGAGCUGGGGAAACCAGUGUGACCUUGGCCCUGAGGGAAACAGGCUUUGGACCUCGCAAUCAGGACCCAUCAAACAGGAUUUUCCCUCCAAGGACAAGAAUUCUUAAGAGAGGCCAAGGGUCUUUGCAUGGUGUGAAGGCAUAGUUGGUAUCCCAGACUCAGCUCAGGAAACUGAAUGGCAGGUUGAGAAUCAAGCUUACUUAUUUGUCAUUCAGUUCGUAUUGGGCUGAGUUGUUUUGGUGUCCUGCGGGAAUAAUAAGACCUGCUGUUGACGAGGAGUUUUAAAUGCUACAUUUUAAGCAUGUAUCACGGUGGAAGUGUUUCUUGUAUACAGAAACUGAUGAUGCUUCGAAGUUUCUGUUUGAGUGUGUUAAUAAUUACAUGCACUUAAAGCUCAUCAGCAGGUGGAGCAGACUGCUUUGGCACUAUUGCAGUUAUAUCUAGAAAACAAAUGAGCCUGCAGAUAGUUGUGCCAGAGUUUACUGUCACAGAAUGUGUAACAGAAUUGAAUAAAUACAUCUGA